AUGGUGAGAAAUUAACAUACAAAUAUCCAAAAUUUGUUUCAAUUUUAUUAUCAAAUUACAUUAUUAUUUUGGAACUUACAUAAUUAAAAUAAAAUUUUUUAUAUCUUUCAAGUUGCUUCUUUUUUCAAUUGCUAUAAAAUGCUUAAAAAUAAAUAUGAUCAGUUCUAAGCUGCAAGAGUCAUUGCUCAUUGA
Paramecium primaurelia is the source of this 192-nucleotide messenger RNA. NCBI's taxonomy places the organism in Eukaryota, Ciliophora, Oligohymenophorea, Peniculida, Parameciidae. The record is from the annotation of a GenBank genome assembly.